Molecule: messenger RNA, 1026 nt
Organism: Colletotrichum fioriniae
Lineage: Eukaryota; Fungi; Ascomycota; Sordariomycetes; Glomerellales; Glomerellaceae
Source: RefSeq, a predicted model, not a curated record
AUGAUUGUUUCUAGGUUCUACCUGCUCGGCUGGGCAGCAGCAUUUGCGAUUGCUUCUCCAAUUGCUGUUGAAACUCCUUUCAGCUGGAAGAAUACGGAAUACGUCUUCAUCGGAUCCCAGCUGAACAUCUCCUUCACGCCUGAGCAGCUCCUCGGCGACCGUAUUGUUCCGGGACAGAACACGUCUUCCGCCGGCGGACCUAAUUGGGUUCAAGAGCUCACUGGCUGCAAAGAGGGCCACCCUCGGGACUGCGAGAAGCAAUUGUGGGGAUUUGCAUAUGCCGGAGCUGAUAUUUCGACUACCUUUGUCCCUCUGCACUGGAACCAUACUAUCUCAUAUGAGAAACAGAUUGAACAAUGGGACACCUACGGCAAGUCGAUCAUCAAUGCCGAUCCCGCAAAGUCGCUCGUGGCCUCCUACAUUGGAAUCAAUGAUAUCAACGACAUGGCCAAUUUCCAACUCCCUGUCAAUGGGCUGAACAGCUGGGAAGAACUGUACACUGCAGUUGUCGCCGAGCAGUUUGCAGCCUUAGAGACGGUGUACAAAGCCGGGCAUCGCAACUUUUUGUUCCUGAACUUGCCUCCGCUCGAUAAGAACCCCGCAUCGCAACUCAACCCAGCCCGUCUUCCAAGCACCGACAUGAUGAAGACAUUCAACAGCGUAGUCAACCAGACCGUAAAGGCGUUCUCAGAAAAGAAUCCCGGCUCGACUGCGUUGGUCUUUGACACGUACAGCUGGCUUACACAGGUCUUCGAUAUCGCGGCGUCGUAUGGGUUCACCAACACAAGCUCUUUCUGCCCUAGCUACAAGGCGUGGGACAUUGAUACGAACUACGCCGCGUACGGGUGUCAGCCGAUUUACGAGUACUUCUGGUAUAAUUCGGGUCACAUUACAUACCAUGUCCAUGAGAUUCUAGCGCAAAAAGUGAAGGAGUUUCUAGUUCAGAAGAGCGCGAGCGCAUGUGGUGGGAAGAAUCAGACGUUGAGCGCCUGGGGGACGAGAUGGAUUGGCGGGAAGUCAACCUGA